AUGGCGCAGACGCGGCCGAAGGACGCGUUGGAUGGUUUGGGCAAAGGGCUGAAGACCGCAGGGACGGGCCUUGCCGCCGGCGUGGGCAGCGUAGUGGCCUCCACCGUCUCAGGGUACUCCGGAGGCGGCGGCGCGCUGGGCUUGCUGAAGGGCCUCGGCACGGGCAUCGUCGGCGGCGCGGCGAUCGCCGUGGGCGGCGCGGCUGCCGGCGUGGCCCAGAUCACCCGCGGCAUCGUGAACACCCCGGAUGCGAUGAGGGGCCGGAGGGAGCACCGCGUCUGGGACCAGGAGCUCGGCCAGUGGGUCGACAUCGACCUCUGCGCCCUGGAGCAGCAGGCGGCCGACGAGGGGUCCGACGACGAGGCGGGCGCCGCGGGCGCCUGCGGGAGCACGGCCAGCGCCAAGGUGAAGGAGACGGAGUACUACGACCUGCUGAACGUGCCCACGGGGGCCUCGGCCUCGGAGCUGAAGAAGGCCUACUACCGAGAAGCGCGCCAGUGUCAUCCAGACAAGUGCCCAGGCGACGCCGAGGCAAAUGCCAAGUUCCAGAAGCUGGCAGACGCCUACCAGGUGCUCUCGGACCCGCAGCUGCGGCGGAAGUACGACAGCGAGGGGAAGGAGGGCAUGAAGGAGGGCUCCCACAGCAUCGACCCCGCGGUCUUCUUCAGCCUGCUCUUCGGCUCGGAGCGCUUCGAUCCCUGGCUGGGGGAGCUGCAGCUGGCGAUGCAGACGGACCAGCUCGCGAAGUCGAUGAGGCAGGACGCCGGCGAGGCCGAUUGGGUCAACCUGCCGUCUGGGGACGACCUCACGGCCGAGUCCGAG
Molecule: messenger RNA, 822 nt
Organism: Prorocentrum cordatum
Lineage: Eukaryota; Dinophyceae; Prorocentrales; Prorocentraceae
Source: the annotation of a GenBank genome assembly